CUGGGCCGAACCCUCUAUCAACAAGGCCACGACACGUGUCAGAUAGAAACGAUAGAAAUUACACUUUCUAGAGUUAAUAACUUGAAACAACAAAAUCCACGAACAGAGCACAUAAUUUAUAUAUCUGGAAAGAAAAAGUCAGGGCUUUGAAAUUCCAAAUCACAUAUAUUUUAGUAGUUUUUCGAAGCCGAUGCAGUUAGGAUAAUGGAUAAACUGCCGGCUGAUAUUUUUCUGAAAAUUUUCUGUUGGUUGGAUCAUCAGAAUCUUGCAGCUGCUCAAUUAGUCUGCAAGAAAUGGAGGGACUUAGCCUCGGACGACAAUUUAUGGUUGAAUCUCUUCAAAGAAAGAUGGGGCACCGAUCGAGCCACAUUCUAUGCCCCAAUCUAUUCAAAACUAUGGAAAGAAGUCUACAUUGUUCAAGACCGUUGUGAACGAGUUGGAUUAGGCUUGAAGAUAAUAAGGGAAGGAGAUGACUAUUUGUUGGUCCACCAAGGUGAGAUUCAACGGCAUCUCGGUUCGAGACAAGCAGAAUCGCGAACUUACGAGUCAUCUCACGAUAGAAAAGACGAAUCCGUAGUCGAGGAGAAAACGCCUUCGAGUAGUAUUCUUGAUAAAAUACUUUUCUUCAUUGGGGAUAUGGAGACUGCAUCUAUGCAUGCGAAACGAAGUCGGUUGAUUUGAUGUGGAUAUUUGUGCUUUUGGUCUUGAUUUGUGUUGUUCGUAUGUUCAUAAAAUAUAUUGCUGUGUGGCUUGGUUUGGUUGUGUUGAUUGUGUUAUUUUUCCCUUUAACUUUUGCUAAUUUAUGUAGUUUUUGUAUAUAUCUAAAGCAAAUUUUCAAAUAAUAUUCUUCAUAUCCAGUCCUUUGCUGUGUGACUUGGUUUAGUUGUGUUGAUUGUGUUAUUUUC
Molecule: messenger RNA, 905 nt
Organism: Striga asiatica
Lineage: Eukaryota; Viridiplantae; Streptophyta; Magnoliopsida; Lamiales; Orobanchaceae
Source: the annotation of a GenBank genome assembly